Pseudophryne corroboree (corroboree frog) is the source of this 1073-nucleotide messenger RNA. RefSeq names its product MKRN2 opposite strand (gene MKRN2OS). The transcript is spliced from 4 exons. The record is from RefSeq and is a predicted model, not a curated record. The coding region runs from base 59 to 841 and encodes 260 amino acids. Lineage: Eukaryota; Metazoa; Chordata; Amphibia; Anura; Myobatrachidae.
UUGACUGGUCAUGUCAGGAGAAUAGAUUUACAUAAAGAAAAGUUUGCUGGAAGCCAGGAUGCAUUGCUUUCAUUGGCCUGUAUUUCUCUCAGGACACAGACGGCUGCUGCCGGAGCCAGCUCAGGUGUUGUGUUUCUUCCUGUUUCAUAUGACAUCAGGGAUAGCUGCCAUGUCGGUGUCCACGGAUCAGGAGGAAGCAGGGAUGUUGCAGCCUCUAGCACAGAGUCUGGUAAAGUUUAGUCAUUGUGAACGAGAUAUCUACAGCAGCUCUGUGCCCCAGCACUGCCCUAUCUGUGGGCAACAUACAGUGAGUUCCUGGGAUCUGGAGCAGGCUCCCGUCAGCAUUCCCAGCCCUUUCGUUAAUGCACACAGUGAAAAAUGCUCCUUUAUACUGAAGCCAACAAAAGGCCUUUUUAUAGGGGAGUACGACGGCUGCGCCGACCUCCAUGUCGGUAUCGCCAGUUCUAAAGGUAUUGUGCAUCAUUACAAUGAAAAUGGCAUACACAGAGAUAACGUGGGCUGGGAACAGUGUGUGGGAGUACCACUAGUGCCACCAGACCAGCACGCCUUAAUUUAUCAGUGGGAUUUCUAUCUAGAACAGUUCUCAUCUACUGACAGAUGGUUCUCUCACAGAUACGACGAACAAGAUCACAACUGCUACACAUUCGCUCUGAGGUUUGUCAACGACCUGCUGCUUCUACAAGGGAAGAAAACGUUUACCAAAGACGAGUUUACAGAAAGAUUUGUAUUACCGAGAACUCGCAGAGCCUCCAAGUACAUAACUCUCUGCCAUGAGAUCUCGGAGAAUUAUUUCUACAUCAUUGACCACUCUAAAAAAUAACAUUUAUAGAUGGUGCCAGUACUACAAUGGACAACCUGAUCUCUGAGAUCCUGAAGCACAGCUUCCCAGACAGGGUGCACAAGUUCUGAUGCUGUACCUUGUGGAAAUGAACACAAGUCACCAUUACAAUAUAAGCUAGUAAUGUACAUAUACAUCGCAUACUUUGACUUAAUUACCCAUCUCUUAAACAGAGACAUAAAAUGAAAUACAAAUAAAAAAACUUUGCAACUCA